Molecule: messenger RNA, 4862 nt
Organism: Xiphophorus couchianus (Monterrey platyfish)
Lineage: Eukaryota; Metazoa; Chordata; Actinopteri; Cyprinodontiformes; Poeciliidae
Product: inositol monophosphatase 1-like
Exons: 8
Coding region: 3445-4500 (351 amino acids)
Biological process (GO): phosphatidylinositol phosphate biosynthetic process; signal transduction; inositol metabolic process
Molecular function (GO): inositol monophosphate 1-phosphatase activity
Source: RefSeq, a predicted model, not a curated record
CACUUUUAUUACAUCAGCAUGCUGAAGUUCACAUUAUGCCCUAGAAGAACCUCCAGAAAGUCCUACCAGAACUAGAACUUUGUGUUAAAUAACUCAUCAGGGUUUCAGAGACUAUCUUUCAGAGUGAACCGCUGACCUUCAGCAGUUUCCCACCACCACAUCAGUGCCUCAAUUUUGCAGCUGUGAUCCCGGGGAACCAAACAUCCAAAACAUCCGUCAUCCCGGAUAAAUUAUUCAUAACAGAGCUGCCACGGAGACGGCAGGACUGAUGCAUUUGUUUUGCUUGUCCCAUCACUUCCCCUCCGCUUGCCUCUCAACAUCUCAGAGACUCUUAUGUUCGGUGCACAACGGGGACAACAGGGUGACAACGCCUCUCCUGCUGCUCUCCUCCUUCUCUCUCAAACAAAACUUUCAACAUGAUAACCCGCACUGAUCUGCCUAAAUCUAAUGCCAGUUUGUUUAUUUCAGCUGCAGCCGGUGCAUUAGGAUUUCCUGGAGAUCUGGAACUUGUUUACAAGAAUGGAUCUGCGGUUUCUGCCGGCUUUGCUGCUGUUUAACAAAGCUGUCGCCAAUAAAAUUUGAGAUCAGACGUAGAACUUCCUUUGGGAGGGCUCUAACGCGGCCCUGCUCUGCCGUUACUAGCGCAACAUUUAGGGCUACACAGCAGACAUGAGUCUAACAUGUUGCGACACACAUGAAGCGAAGCUAUGCAAGGUGUGGUCGCAUUAAGUUUCAUGUCAGAAUACGUUCAUCUCUCCUUUUUCUGACACAGGCGCAGAAUAUUAGACAGUGAUGCCAUAAUGCCAAUAAUAUAUCUUGCAAUAACAGAAGCAAAAAGAAAGAUGCAACGUCAUUUUCUUGAGACAUGCAACAUUUAGCACUAAUUGAACGACUUUUCCUGCAGCAAGGUGUGACUUUAUAUAACUGUCAACAGUUUCAGGAGAAGCUUGACGAUCCAGAAAAUAUCCUCUGGUCCCUCAGGACUUAACUGCAUGCAUUUGAAUAAUAAAAUGCAAACUAUGUCACUCCCGGGCGAAAAACCUCAAGUAAAUACCAUCCUGGACGAAGAGUCAACACAAUCUAUUGUUUAGCUUCGAGGGUUGGAUGGUUGCGGUGUCUGGUUUUCUUUUUCAAGCAACAGGGAUACUAAGAAAUGCAGAAUCUGACUUAAACACACAGAUAUGUGCUCUAUUCUACACCAUCUGUGUAGAAAUUCACAUGGUUUGUGAAUGUGUUGUCAAGACUUUAUCCAGCUUCCGGCAGGCUCUCUGAGAAACAGACACUUAUUCUACAUGGGCUCACCAGGGGAUCUUUCAGACUGUUUUCCACCACUGGAAAACAAUAAAAGGGAACGAAGCAGGAAAGCUGUCAGGAAAUAUAAAACUGUCAAGCAGCUUUGUUUGCUAUGAUGCAGCGCCUUGCAAAAGUAUUCACAUCCCCAUAACCCUUUUGUUUUAAACCUUCUUAGCAUCUAUACAUAAACUGCGGUGUACUAUAUCAGGAUUUUAUGUGACGAUCCAACAGAAAUACUGCACAAUUGUGAAGUGGAAGUAAAAAUAAUCCUCGUUUUCACCCCCCCACCCCCGAGGGUAAAAAGCAGGGGCCAGCUGCAUUGUGUGAGAUGGUAUUUGGCAAAAAACUGAUAUGCGGAGGCACUUCAUCGGUCACCCCCAAGGCUGAGGAGCCUCUGUGGCUUCUCUGAUAACAGACACCCACCCCCCCUCUACACACACACACACGCCCACAGGAACGGACGCAUUAACAACAUACAUAAUAAUUUUUUUUUUUGUCAUUGUGCAUUAAUACACUAUCUUAAAUGAUAACAUCUCAUGCGUCAAGAAACUAUCCAAAUAGUAAUAAUAAAAACAAUCUGAAUUGGGGCAGAGAUAUAAAAAGAGGUUAGGUCAUCACUUGUUUGGACCAGUAAUCUAUUUUUCUUCCAUAUCUUCUGUCGUAUUAAACAUGUUUUCAUUGUAUGAUUGUUUUCUGUUUGGGAUACUUUGCGUUUCCACAGCAUUAUGUUGCCAUCACCGUGCUUCAAAGUGAAGAUGGUCUAUUCAGGAUGAUGUACAGAAACCUGGAUAGGAGUGGAAAGAGAGAGAUUAUUUACUGAUUUAAUUUUGCUAACGAAUAUUGUGUUUGAAACUUGUACAUUCUUUGUACAUAAGUUUUGUAUUAUUACAGUGGACUUCGAUAUGGUCUUUGACUAGACCUUUAAACCCCAUUUAUAUGUUGAAAUUUAAGGUAUGGAAUAAUCUAUAGCAACAGGUUUUCUUCCUCAUAUGUCAACUCCGAUCAGCUUCCCUGAAACAUGUUGUGACAUCAACCUUCAGGAAUUCACUCAUUAUUUAAUAACCUCUCAUGUCAGUUGUUGCGUUGAAUCAUAUGAAGACGGGUGUGUCUCCCUGUUUCACCUGCAUUGGAGUGAGAGGAAGGCUCCCUUAAAUUUUUCCACUUUCUUACUCAACCCUAAUUGCUCUCAGUUGAGAGCAAAUGGGACAUCAUGAUGUUUCAGGUCUGCCUUUUUGAAAGACAGAAAGCUGUUUUUUUCCUUUGGGCUGAUGGGAAUGAAACUCCUGGGGGCUUCUAGUACUUUUCCCCACGUCGAGGCAACUUUGUAAGUUGCCUCGCCUCCACAGUGAGUCAAUUUAAAGGUCUGGGCCUUUUAAACAAGCAUCACUAGCACCUGAAGGCUUACCUGGCUGCAUAUCUUUUCAAGGUGAGUUUUUCUUUCACUAUUUCUGCUGUUUCUCAUCAAACGGGGUUCCACUCGUUCUUAAAUGUUGUCUUGCUGCCAUUUACCUCAACUUUUAGUUGGUGACUUAAUCUUUGUAAUGAAAUCAUCAUUGAAUUUUCAUCAAUGAUUAUUGCCUAUAAUAUUUUUAAUAGAAUUAUCAGUGUCGUCUUACUCACCAGUUGUCAAAUUUUAGAUGAAAGAAGAGAGGAUGGGAAAUGGUACUUGAUAGAUUGAGGUGAGAUAUCAUUAAUCACAUUAAUAAACUGACUUCUUAACGGAACAACAUUUCUUCCCUGAAGCUGCAUAUUUCUUAAAAAACCCCUCAAUAUUUCUUAAAAUCAAAUGUUAUACGUUCUUCUGAGAUAAUGUAAACAAACCAAUCUACCUCAUAGCAGACGAAGCAUUAACAUUUAACUUAAGGAGUUUCCUUAACAUGAAAGUUGUCACUUAAGCCAGUUUUCUUCCACAACCAGGCAGAUAUAGUUGAAUACAGUCACAAAAAUCAUGUCCUAACUCAUACUAAGCUUUUUUGUCACUAUCUCUAAUUGACAAGCAGUAUAAGGACAAAUUUCAACACAAUGUGUUGCAAUCCUGGCUUGUGGUGGUGGUUUGGAACAAUGCUGGCAGAUUUUGAUGCAGAAAAAAUCUUACUUAUAUGGUAUGUUGCUGAAAUGAAAGCGUACUAAUUGUGAUGCAGGUCUGUGGUGAUGCUGUUGUAUUCUUUUGCUCACCUCAGAGUCACUGAGGCUCCAGUCGCUAAUAAUCCUUUUUACAGGCAUAUUUUUCCAUACAUUAAGCCGUAUUUGCAUGUUGUUCGAAUAAUGACCCACGUUUUAUGGGAUGUUGUUGCAAUUUUACAGUCUUUGUUUUAUUUUACAGACUCUUCCAAACAACCUUGUAGCAGAAAUAAAAUGGAGGACCCUUGGCAAAAGGCUUAUGACUUUGCAGUUGCUGUUGCAAAAAAGGCUGGAGAGGAAAUUCGAAAAGCUGGCGAGAGUGAAAUAAGAGUGAUGACCAAGAGCUCUACUGUGGACCUUGUCACCAAGACUGACGAGAGGGUAGAGAAAAUCAUCAUUGGGUCUCUAAAGCAGGAAUUCGGAGAAGGAACACACUGUUUCAUUGGGGAAGAGUCUGUUGCAAACGGUGAGCCGUGCAUCUUGACCGACAAACCUACGUGGAUCAUCGACCCAGUAGACGGCACCACAAACUUUGUGCAUGGGUUCCCAUUCGUGGCAGUUUGCAUUGCCUUUGCUAUCAAUAAACAAUUGGAGUUUGGUGUUGUGUACAGCUGCUUGGAGGACAAGAUGUAUAAAGCAAGGAAAGGGAAGGGUGCAUUCUGCAACAAUGAACCCAUUCAAGUUUCUGAUGUGAAAGAUAUCCACAAGUCCAUUAUCAUUUCUGAACAUGGAAUUGAUAGGAGUCCAGAGAAAGUGACCAAAAUCCUUUCCACCAUGCAAAGGAUUCUGUGCAUCCCAGUUCAUGGGCUCCGAGGGUCAGGAACAGCUGCUACCAACAUGUGUCUAGUGGCAACCGGGGCGGUGGAGGCCUUCUUUGAGAUCGGGAUCCACUGCUGGGAUAUCGCUGCUGGAGCAGUAAUAGUCCAAGAAGCUGGAGGAAUCCUUCUGGACGUUGAUGGCGGGCCAUUUGACUUGAUGUCUGGAAGAAUGGUCUCAGCAAACAACGAUGUCAUUGCCAAACGGAUCAUCAAGGAAAUUGAAAUAUUCCCCUCAGCGAGGGAUGACGCACCAAUUGAGGAAAAAUGAGAAGAUUUUUAAAGGCUGGCUGCUCUGAAUUAGCACAUGGACUGGAAAAUGAGAACAUGAGAAAAGUAUGUUUUCUACAUGCGUAAAUGAAGUUACUAUACCACAGUCAUUCCUGAUUGUCUAAGUGUGAAAGCUUGGCGUGAUUUGUUGGUAGCAUAUUUUGCCCAAUCAUAUCAUUUUACUCAUCAUUUCAAGCUUGCAUUAAAUUUGAUUGCCUCUCUGUUUUGUGUCUAUCAAAUAUUUUGAUUAAAGAAGGAGAUGGUUGUAGUUUUGAUUUUACCAAUCUUGUAUUUUAUCAGUUUUUUUGUUGCUGACUAACCAUGUUUCACUUUGCUUUGACAAUAAAACCUUUAAUCAGCAAU